Molecule: messenger RNA, 1847 nt
Organism: Thermothielavioides terrestris NRRL 8126
Lineage: Eukaryota; Fungi; Ascomycota; Sordariomycetes; Sordariales; Chaetomiaceae
Exons: 4
Coding region: 131-1705 (524 amino acids)
Biological process (GO): cellular response to biotic stimulus
Source: RefSeq, a predicted model, not a curated record
GCCGAAAACCUAAGUUGGCAAAGCUCCCACAACCUCCCCAUCACCUCAAUCCAUCCUCCACCGACAUUUCCGCACUCUGCCUGCUCGACAGUCCGCAAUUGGGCUGUAAGGAGGAGUUGCUGCCGCCAAGAUGUCGAAGCCGCAGAGCGCCAACGGCAGUGAGUCCGAGUUCGAGUUCAUCGAAACUCCCAAGGCGCCCACGCCGACUUUUGAGAAGGUCGAGGACUGUGGAGUUCGGACGACCUCGUACCCGACCAUCAAGAAUGCGCCGCUGCCCGCUGAGGGUCCUGGCUCCGAGAGCUUCUCCAACCUCCUGCUCUUCGGCAUCCUCGGCGGCGUGCCCCUCUACCUGUCAUGGAAGCUUGGCGGAGGCUUGAAGACGGCCAUUUUCCUGGCCCUCUUCACCACCCUUCCCCUGCUUGCGGCCUUUUGGAUCGUCGCCUCGACCAUCUCGCCACGCAAGAACGAGAAAGCGAGGCUGCCCGGCCGCCCCGUCGAGCACUAUCUCACCUUCAAGAAGCCGGCCGACCAGGCCAAGUACUAUGGCCGGAACAAGAUCCCCAUGGAGACCUUCCACGAGAUGUACUUUGACGGGGACGUCGACUUCAACGGCGACGCCCUUGAGGUGCUGGAGUACCGCCACGACUGGGCCAGCUUCCGCUUCACCUUCAGCCUGAUCAAGUUCUUCCUGACGGGCUUUAUUCCAGAAGCUCUCAUGCACACCCGAUCUCAGGACGAGGAGCAGGUGCGUGACCAUUACGACCGCGGUGACGACUUCUACGGCUGGUUCCUCGGCCCGCGCAUGAUCUACACCUCGGGCAUCAUCGGGGAUAUCAACCGCGAGGAGACCCUGGAGGAGCUCCAGGACAACAAGCUCGCCGCGGUCUGCGAGAAGAUCGCCCUUAAGGAGGGCGAGCGGCUGCUCGAUAUCGGCUGUGGCUGGGGAACUCUGGCCCGCUUCGCCAGCGUCAACUACGGCGCCAAGGUUACCGGUAUCACCCUUGGCCGCAACCAGACCGCCUGGGGCAAUGGCGCGCUGCGCAGGGCUGGUGUGCCCGAGGAGCAGAGCAAGAUCCUUUGCAUGGACUAUCGCGACAUUCCCGUUCCUGAGGGCGGCUACAACAAGAUCACCUGCCUUGAGAUGGCCGAGCACGUUGGUGUUCGCCACUUCCACGGCUUCCUUAGGCAGGUCUACGACAUGCUGGAUGACGACGGCAUCUUCUUCCUCCAAAUUGCCGGUCUGCGCAAGAGCUGGCAGUACGAGGACCUCGUCUGGGGUCUCUUCAUGAACAAGUACAUCUUCCCGGGUGCCGACGCAUCGACUCCGCUCGGCUGGUUCAUUGAUAGGCUGGAGGGCGCCGGCUUCGAGGUCAAGAGCUGCGACACAAUCGGCGUGCACUACUCGGCUACCCUUUGGCGGUGGUACCGCAACUGGAUGGCCAACCGCGAGAAGGUCGAGGCCAAGUACGGCAAGAGAUGGUUCCGCAUCUGGGAGUACUUCCUUGCCUACUCCACUAUCAUCUCCCGCCAAGGCAGCGCCUCCUGCUACCAGCUUGUGCUCCACAAGAACCUCAACGCCUUCCACCGCGUCGAGGGUAUCCCGAAGCAGUAUGGCCUCAGCGGCGCUACCGCUGCCACCAAGGCUGAUAUGAAGGCGUGGGUUGAGGCCAACGCUGCUGAGUUCCCCAGCGUCCCUGCGCAGUAAAUCUGCUUGGACGGCAUGGGCUCGGUGGAUCUGUGCCGAGGCGUACUUGUCGGCCUUACCACCUGAAAACUGGAGUUGAAAAGGUGAUAGGUUCCGGUCGUUUGUGGAAUGGCACGUGGCGCGGCGCGAUGGAAUCUGUUAA